This is a messenger RNA of Naegleria fowleri, 1395 nucleotides long. RefSeq lists its product as uncharacterized. Gene Ontology annotation, cellular component: cytoplasm. Gene Ontology annotation, biological process: protein refolding; response to heat. The transcript is spliced from 4 exons. The record is from RefSeq and is a predicted model, not a curated record. Lineage: Eukaryota; Heterolobosea; Eutetramitea; Acrasida; Naegleriidae. Bases 1 to 1395 code for a protein of 464 amino acids. Gene Ontology annotation, molecular function: Hsp70 protein binding; ATP binding.
AUGCAAAAAUCCAACAAAAAGGAAAAGCUUGAUUAUUACAAGAUUCUUGGACUUGAUCGGGAUUGUUCCGAAGAGGACAUCAAACAAAGUUAUCGGAAAUUAGCCAAACAGUUUCAUCCUGAUUUGAACACGAACAAACAAGAAGCCACACAAAAAUUUCAGGAAAUUACCGAAGCUUAUGAAGUAUUGUCAGAUCCCGACAAGAGACAGAAUUAUGAUGCUUUCGGAGAAGCAGGUCUCAAUAACAAUAGUAAUUCCUUCGAACAAAUGGAUUCUGUUAUGAAUCCCUUCGAUAUGUAUUUGAAUCAAUUUGGAUUUUUUGAAACAUUAUUCGGAGGAAAAACAAAACCUCCAACCAAUGAGGAUCAAGAAUCUGUGGUUAUUCCAAUCGAUGUCACACUCGAAGAGCUCUACAUGGGAUGUCAACGAGAAUUCACAAAGAAGAGAAAAAUAAUUUGUAGAACUUGCAAUGGUACAGGAGCAUUCUCAAAUGAACAUGUGUUUUAUUGUAAGGCCUGUAAAGGUACUGGAAGAAGAAUAAUGAGAAGAACUCUUCCAAGAAAUAUUGUACAGCAAUUUUCCACGAUUUGUAUGGAUUGUGAAGGUAGAGGACAAUAUGUCACAAAAAAAUGUGAGACCUGUAAAGGAAGAAAAUUGGUCAACGAGAUUACAACCGUCACUGUGAAAAUUGAGAGAGGAAGUAGACAUGGAGAAAGGAUUGUAUUGCGAAAUCAUGGAGAUGAAUGGCAGAGUAAGGCAACUAGUGACAUUACCUUUGAAAUUAGACAGUUACCACAUAAGGAAUUUGAAAGAAUUGGAGACGACUUGUACGUGAAGAAAACAAUUACUCUAUUAGAAGCUCUCACUGGAUUUCAAAUGACACUCAACACCCUCGAAAAAGGAAAACAAAUUGUCGUGAAAUGUGAAGAUGAAGUCAUUCAGCCAGGACAGAAAAAAGCAAUCCCCAAUCAAGGAAUGCCAAAGAAAGGCACUACUAAUGAAUUCGGUCACUUGGUGGUUGUUUUUGAUGUGGUGUUCCCAGAGCACUUAAAUAUGGAGAUGAAACGAUAUUUACGAAUAUUACUCGAUCCCAAAACGAAAGAUCUUUCAAGCAUUCCUAUUCCACACGAUUUAAGAUCGGUUGCUUCGUCUCUUUCUUCUACGGAUGGAAGUAUCUCAGCAUUUGAGAUUAACAACACGAAUGGAAAUCAAAAAAACGAAAACCAAACCAUCUUUCAUGCUCAAUUUCUUCCUGGUCAUUAUGGUGUUAAGAAGGGUGUAUCACCACUUUCAGGGUCAAAUAACCACAGUAGUGAGAGUAGCACAAAGAUCUCAAGUGAUGAUGGUUCAAUUUUUUCUUUCAUUAAGAAUAAGAUUAAAUCCAUGUUUGUAUGA